GAUUCUGACUACCUACCUACCUGUAGUUUUUCUUGCUUGCUUGCUUGCUUGCUUGCUGCUUCGUCCCCUUCCCCGCUACAUGCUGCCGGGACGCGUGUCGGCGUUUAUUGUGGGCGUGGGAUUGGUAGGUGGGUGGCUUUGGUUGUGGGGGGUGGCGCUUUUACGUUUUGGUUGGAGCCUUGGGUUGUUUGGGCUGUCGGAUCGGUCGCGGGUAGUGACAAGUGUUGGGCUGGGUGGAGGUUGUUCGGGGAGGAAGAGGCUGAUCAUGGGGUGUUUGGUGCCUUGGUUGGGUUGGUGGUGUUUUGGUACGGUGAGGCGUUCAGUUUAGGUACUCUGUGAAUGCUGGUUGACGCCGGGGGCUGUGAGCUACGGAGAGUCACCCGAUCAUUCGAGCCCCUCGCACGAAGAAACCCGGGAAAGGCGUCUGUUUUACUGGAGCUGUUUCUGAGCAUCAUGGCGUGUACAUAUAGUCCUUCCACGAAUCCCAAACGAACCUGCUUAGAAAGGCCGCGGCGACUUCGGCAAUAAGGUUGCAAUAAACCGACUCAUU
This is a messenger RNA of Chaetomium fimeti, 550 nucleotides long. RefSeq lists its product as uncharacterized. Lineage: Eukaryota; Fungi; Ascomycota; Sordariomycetes; Sordariales; Chaetomiaceae. The transcript is spliced from 2 exons. The record is from RefSeq and is a predicted model, not a curated record. Bases 80 to 328 code for a protein of 82 amino acids.